Molecule: messenger RNA, 2338 nt
Organism: Bufo bufo (common toad)
Lineage: Eukaryota; Metazoa; Chordata; Amphibia; Anura; Bufonidae
Gene: FGF16
Product: fibroblast growth factor 16
Exons: 4
Coding region: 348-977 (209 amino acids)
Biological process (GO): positive regulation of protein phosphorylation; fibroblast growth factor receptor signaling pathway; positive regulation of endothelial cell chemotaxis to fibroblast growth factor
Cellular component (GO): cytoplasm
Molecular function (GO): growth factor activity; fibroblast growth factor receptor binding
Source: RefSeq, a predicted model, not a curated record
CUCAGCUCUACAGACGUCUGCAGGUGAAGCGGCCAGCUAAUGUACAACAGCGCCGCCUAGUGGCCCCAUCCUCACUUUUCACGCUCAUUGCUAGACAGACCCAGCUAUGAAAAGCAAGAGGAGAUUAAUGAAGAGGGACAAGACUUCAAUUCCCCACUGGAACAAGGUCACUCCUGGACACAACUACACAAAGGGGCUGCUGGAACCAAAAGGCAUUGACAAGUUGAUGGACAUCAACAGCACAUUUCUAAUCUGAUUGAUCCAUAAAAGUUCAUUUCUUGCUUUUCCUAGUAAAGUCUGAGGGACUUGAGUUGACAACACUGUGCCCAACACUGUCAUCUUCUGCAAUGGCCGAAGUUGGUGGCUUUUUGGCAUCUCUGGAUAUAGAUUUGCAUGGAUUUUCUUCAUCUCUUGGAAAUGUUCCUUUAGCUGACUCUCCCGGGUUUCUGAAUGAAAGACUGGGUCAGAUAGAAGGGAGACUGCAACGAGGUUCUCCCACUGAUUAUGCUCACCUAAAGGGAAUCGUGAGGAGAAGGCAACUCUACUGCAGGACUGGAUUUCACCUGGAGAUCUUCCCUAAUGGUACCGUGCAUGGCACAAGACAGGACCACAGCAGAUUUGGAAUUUUGGAGUUCAUUAGCUUGGCUGUUGGUCUCGUCAGUAUCCGUGGUGUGGACUCUGGACUGUACCUUGGCAUGAAUGAGAAAGGAGAACUGUAUGGGUCGAAAAAGCUGAACAGGGAAUGUGUCUUUCGGGAGCAGUUUGAAGAAAAUUGGUACAACACGUAUGCAUCCACCUUGUAUAAAAAUAAGCACAUAGACUCGGAGAGACAGUUCUACGUUGCCCUAAAUAAAGAUGGCUCUCCAAGAGAAGGAUAUAGGACUAAACGACACCAGAAGUUCACACAUUUCCUCCCAAGGCCUGUGGAUCUUUCUAAAAUACCAGUCAUGUACAGAGACCUCUUUCACUAUAGGUGAUGUUCCGCUACCUACUGAUGCCAGUGUACAUACCCAGGACUCUUACAGUGGCUGGAGCGCUGUUUAAAAUGCUACUUGGCCUGAAGACACAAUCCUUUUAAACCGUUGUGAGAGGACCUGUUUAAAAAGGUUGCUGUCUUGAAGAAAGGGUGAUGGCCGUCACAAUAUAAACCACUUUCCUUUUUUAUAUAAAAAAGAUACUAACUUUUGUAAAUAUAGAUAAGACAAUAGGUACUUUGUACCAUUCUCUACCAAAAAACGUAUACCACUGGUUACCAGCCUCUGGAACCCAAUAUUAAUAAGCAUUCCUGACAUUGGUUGAGUUAAAGUCUUCAGUAGAAAAAAGGCCAGUGAUGAUGGCUUUCUAUGGCCCUUUUGAUACUGAAGACUUUAAACUGAAAGUAAUGGUACUGUGCUUGAAUGUAUGAGAGCAUUAUCUUUCUAAGGGGAUCAUAUAUUUGUUCCUUUAUUAAAUGAGACAAAAAUUCCUAUAAGGAGAUUCUUUUUGGAAUCUCGUAAAACACAAUAUAUUGAUGCUGUGAGCUUACGGCAAAUAAUUAAACUGCCUUGUGGCUUUUUAUGAAUUAUGUAACCAAAAAUCAACUCAUGUUAGAAAUCCACAUGUAAAAUUCUAAACGACUGUGAACUACGGUAUCACUGAAAUCUUCCACAAGCAUUAGCACGAGACUAGAAGCUGUAUGGAGCUGAUAGGGAACGAUAUAAAUGACAUGCACGCACUACAGUAGACUUGUGUGUGAUAUAAUAUUUUUUUUAUAAAUUGUAUUAAACCACUCAAGCAGGUCAACUCAGCUUAAAAAUGAUCCCUAAGACACAAACAUAGACCCAGAUGGGGCAAACAGAAUGACUGGAAAUACAACCUGAGUGUGCUCCAUCUGUGCCUGUUAUGUGCCUUGUAUAACCAUAAAUCACAGACGAACUAACCUUUCACACGCAUAUAUGUUUGUGGUAUGAUAUAGGCACUUAAGGUCACUUCUUCAAGUGUUAAAAAUGUUGUGUAUUUGAAGAUUGGAUGUAUAUGUCAACUUCUGUAACCAACUAGGAUGAAUGAUGAACACGACCAUUGGCAUCCCAUGGCAGAAGAUCUGAAAACUAAUAAAAGAGAGGAUUUCACCACCAUUCUGUACCUAAUGUUGACCUGUACAUCAUUUGGUCAAUGCUCUUCUGAAGAUACAAAUCUGUGGAAUCCCCCCUCCCCUGAACUCACAGUGCUCCUGUUUUCAAGGAACGUUAUAUAGAUGCAAGCAUAGAUACUGUGCAUAAGGAUGAAAACUAUUUAUAAAAUGUAUAUGAUAUUUAUUUUAUAUAUUUAUUUAUUUCAAAUAAUUUUAUUUUUAAUGAGA